AUGAUUCUGUGUGGCACCUGUGACAUGCAUGCCAUAGUGCUCUCUCCCACCUUAGCUAUCAAAGUUUACACAGCGAAUGAGAUCCACGGCACGGUGGGAUCUAAAAUUAAGCUCUCUUGCACCUUCUGGUCCAACGAGUGGAUCUCUGAUGACAUUUCCAUCACGUGGCACUUUCAACCUGAACGUGGAAAGGACAGCAUUUCGAUAUUUCACUAUGCCAAAGGCCAGCACUACAUCGACAAUGUCGGGUCCUUCAAGGAGCGGAUCGAAUGGAUCGGGGAUCCUCGCUGGAAAGACGGCUCCAUUAUCAUCCAUGACCUGGAAUACACCGACAACGGGACCUACACUUGUGACGUUAAAAACCCACCGGACAUUGUGGGAAGGACAUCACAAGUCACCCUCUAUGUCUUUGAGAAUGUUCCUACCAGAUACGGCCAAGUCCUUGGUGGCAUCAUCGGAGGUGUGUUGGCUGUGGUCUUAGUAGUCCUGCUCAUAGCUUACCUCAUCAGGUACUGCUGGCUGAGGAGACAAGCCACCCUACAAAGGCGGCUCAGCCUGAUGGAGAAAGGGAAACUGAGGCUGGGGAAGGAUUCUUCCAAACGACGCCAUCAGACCCCCGUCCUGUACGCCAUGCUGGACCACAGCCGCCUCACCAAAUCGAGCGACAAGAAAUCCCGAGGAUGUUUGGGAGACUCGCGCAAGGAUAAGAAAUAGCGGUUAGCCAGCAGAGAAGGUAUCGAGAAGAAGGCGGCCAAGAAACAGGUGGUCCUGACCAUCGAGAUGGAAAAAAAGAAGGACCACCAUGAGGCCGAAGGCCUCAAGCCCGCCGUCAAAUCCCCCAGCAAGAACAGCCUCAAAAAUGCACUCAUGAAUAUCCUUAAAAGCGAUUCGGCCGUGUAAUUCGAACGCGGGGGGCCUUUCCUGGCCCUCCUCUUCCCCGCCGGGAGGUCCCUUUCCCCUCCACCCAGUCCUCUUGGCUUGACUAAGACCAUCAGAUUGAGGGUGCAGUACCUCUGACCGCCAGCUGGCGGCGGCAUGGAGUUGGUUUGAAGUCCUCUGCUGCCACCUGCUGGCCGUUGGGAAGACCACAGCCCAGCCAUGAUGUUUUAAUACACGUUUCUCAACUUCAUGAAAUUUGAAAUGUGUGGACUUCAACUGCCAGAUUUUGGGCUGGCAAAUUCUGGGUCCAUUGUAGUCCAUCCAUCUUAAAGCUGCUGAAGCUGAGGAACAAAAGCAUUUACUAGUUAUGUGGUCAUCUGUAAUGCUACAAUAAUCAAUCUAACCAGGGGCUGAUAGCAUUUGGUAUCAACAAUUCCUUUCCCCCCGUCACACUGUAAUUUUAAGGGGAGGAAUCUUGGUUUGCGAGCCACAAUCAGGCUUAGGAAGAACUCCUACGCUCAGAACACAAAGUUUAAACCAGAAAAAAAAAAUCCAAGAUUUCGUCCUCCAUACAAGGUAGUCCUCAAUUUACAACCUCAAGAAAGGCUGGAAAAUUUGUGUGGUCAUUAAGUGAGACAUCACAUGACAGUGACUUGCAACCUCCCUUUGCUGGCUUUCCCCUAUUGGGAAGAUCACAUAUGCUGGUUUGGGGAUGCGGUUGACCUCAACAUCUGGCCAAAUGCUCAAACCAUGAUUGUACUGUGAUGGUCGUUAAGUGUGAGGACCCACCAUAAGGUACUUUUUCCAGCACUGUUAUAACUUUGAAUGGGUCGCUAAACAAGGAUGGCAAGUUGAAGACUACCUGUGUUUCAGUUUCUUCUGCUAAGGAAGACCGGACAAGCCUUGAUCUGCUACGAUCCGACAUUUUGUGUUAGCUCGUUGUACCCUUCUGAUGUGUCCCAAACUCAGCAACUCGGGCAACACGCACAAGUGUAAAUUAAUCACAAAAUAUGCAGGAGGUUGGCUUAUCAUUUUCACUAAAGGUGAAACCCUGGAACCCUGUUCAUCGCCAAGAGGAAGAAAACAAUUGGGUGUCCCGUCUUUUUAACCCUCCCGAUCCUUAUAAAUUGGCCCAAAAAAUGCAAAAUUCUCCCUAAAACGGUGCCUUUUCUGCUCUAACCACUGUGACACUCUACCGCUCCGUGAUUCGAGCGCAGAUGUAAUUUUUUUUUCCUCAUUUUUGUUUUCCUUUUAUUUAAUCCAAAGACCAGAUUCUAGUCGGUGUGCCUCACAUACUCACAAAGAUGGUUUAAUUUCCCUCAGGCAGAGAUUCCAUCCAGGAGGGACAACAAAAUUCCACCAUCACCAUCCUCCUGAGCGAAAAUUCCCCACAAAACUAAAGAAAACAAUUUUCCUAAAGCAAAGUGCCUCAAAUUCUUCUGUCGCUCUCUCUCUCUCUCUCCCUAAUCCCUAAUCCUAAGAGUAGUGAUCCUAAAGAGAGAUUUCGUUUUAGGCCAAAUUCGGAGCCUCUCGCUUGAGCAAAGCAUCUGAGAGGUUUCAGGGCAAGUGAAAAAUUAAUCGUCGUUUUUAAAAAAAAUAACCCAUUAAGACAAUCCCUAAAAUUUCUCAGGGAGGGGGUUUUGCUCAAUUUUAAAGAGGCUGCCCAAUUUUGCCUGCUGGGAAAUA
This is a messenger RNA of Pseudonaja textilis, 2565 nucleotides long. The record is from RefSeq and is a predicted model, not a curated record. NCBI's taxonomy places the organism in Eukaryota, Metazoa, Chordata, Lepidosauria, Squamata, Elapidae.